Messenger RNA from Capsella rubella, 947 nucleotides. RefSeq names its product superoxide dismutase [Cu-Zn] 2, chloroplastic. Lineage: Eukaryota; Viridiplantae; Streptophyta; Magnoliopsida; Brassicales; Brassicaceae. The record is from RefSeq and is a predicted model, not a curated record. The transcript is spliced from 8 exons. Gene Ontology annotation, molecular function: superoxide dismutase activity; copper ion binding. Bases 61 to 726 code for a protein of 221 amino acids. Gene Ontology annotation, biological process: removal of superoxide radicals.
UCUCAGUUCACAUCAUUGCCCACUCACUUCCUCCAAACGUCAAAACACAUCAGCCAAGCCAUGGCUGCAGCCAACACCAUCCUCGCAUUCUCAUCUCCUUCUCGUCUUCUCAUUCCUUCUUCCUCCACUCCCUCUCCUUCUUCUUCUUCUUCGACUCUUCGUUCCUCUUUCCGUGGCGUCUCUCUCAACAACCUUCACCGUCGUCCCCAAUCCGUUUCCUUCUCCGCCAGAGCUCCUUCGAAAUCGUUGACAGUUGUUUCCGCCGCGAAGAAGGCUGUUGCUGUUCUUAAGGGUAACUCCGAUGUCGAAGGAGUUGUUACUCUGACCCAAGAUGACUCAGGUCCUACAACUGUGAAUGUUCGUAUCACUGGUCUCACUCCAGGGCCUCAUGGAUUUCACCUUCAUGAGUUUGGUGAUACAACAAAUGGUUGCAUCUCAACAGGACCACAUUUCAACCCUAACAACAUGACACACGGAGCUCCUGAAGAUGAGUGCCGUCAUGCGGGUGACCUGGGAAACAUAAAUGCUAACGCCGAUGGCGUGGCAGAAACAACAAUUGUGGACAAUCAGAUUCCUCUGACUGGUCCUAACUCUGUUGUUGGAAGAGCCUUUGUGGUUCACGAGCUUAAGGAUGACCUUGGAAAGGGUGGACAUGAGCUUAGUCUGACCACAGGAAACGCAGGCGGAAGAUUGGCAUGCGGAGUGAUUGGCUUAACGCCGCUCUAAGUUCUGAGCUAAGUAAGUACUCUUAUGUCUACUGUGUUUGGUCUUGUCUGUUGAAUAAGAAGAUGUCAGAUCAUAGCAAAUAAUGUAUGGCUGAAUAAACUUUUGAUGGUUGAUGUUCAUUGCAUCAAUUUCUCUUUUCGGAUUUGUGACAGUGAUAUGUUACUUUUGUUAUAAAUCUUCGUUUGACCGAUUUUAGUAUAUUGUUUUAGUGGUUUGAUUCA